Messenger RNA from Triplophysa rosa, 2379 nucleotides. RefSeq names its product stum, mechanosensory transduction mediator homolog (gene stum). Lineage: Eukaryota; Metazoa; Chordata; Actinopteri; Cypriniformes; Nemacheilidae. The transcript has 4 exons. The record is from RefSeq and is a predicted model, not a curated record. The coding region runs from base 111 to 530 and encodes 139 amino acids.
CCUCUACCGUUCACUUCGCGCACUGACUUCAACAUCUCACUGCGCCUGAGUGUCCUGUAUACACCAUAACGAGGAUUUUAAGGUUUUCUGUUAGUUUACUUAAUUUGAAAAUGGACCGGAAAGACACAGAAAUGAACGAUAAAGGAGUUUCAUCUUCUACCAGCGGAGUUGUUGUCCAAGUAAGGGAGAAGAAAGGACCUUUACGCGCUGCCAUUCCCUAUAUGCCUUUUCCAGUAGCUGUCUUCUGCUUGUUUCUCAACACAUUUGUGCCCGGACUGGGUACGUUCAUCUCAGCCUUCACGGUUUUGUGCGGAGCGAGGACAGACCUGCCCGACAGACACAUGUGCUGCGUGUUCUGGCUGAACAUCGCAGCCGCCUUCAUCCAGAUCCUCACCGCCAUCGUCAUGGUGGGCUGGAUCAUGAGCAUAUUUUGGGGAAUGGACAUGGUUAUUCUUGCAAUUACCUCAUGGCGGUUCGGACUGAAAGUCUCUGAAGGUUACAGGGAGCAGGCCGCCCCCCAGCAGCUCUGAUUCCUGCCCUCCAAAUCUGGAAUGUGCACCUUCUCCCAUGCCAUCCGGCCAACACAUAUUGGAGCUUUGAGACGGCACCCACAUGGCCUGGGAGAUCCAGGGAUUUCACAUGUUGAUUCUCAGUCCAGCUCAUGUUAUAUAUAUUUAUAUAUAUUCAGGUACUGAAUGAAUUGACCUGACUGCUGAGGGACAGUGGACUGUGAAUCUGUUGUGCACAUGUGAACUGUCUACCUUACACCUGACAGGGAAAAUUCUUUUAUUUAAUCUUGCUGUGCUCUGUAGUCUUAACAUGUAUUAAAUCGACACAAAUACACCUAAUAACCUACACAUCUGUAAAAUGUAUGUAAAAGUGCUUUCAAAUGUGCAAUGUAGCUCAAAUAAAGGGAGGCUUAAAGGAAUAGUUCACACAAAAAUAAAAAAGUACUUCCAUAUCAUUUCAAUGUUUUACUGAUGAACAACAAAAGCAGCAGUAUUUAUUAAAGCAUAAUGUCCGAAAUUAAGUUGCUAUUUAAUUAAAAAUAAAGUUAAUGGUGACCAUGUGUCAACAUUUUUAGGCAAAGAGGUUUUAGUAAAUAAAUUUUCAGUUAAUUUCUUGUCCAAACCCAUCAAACAGCUUCAGAAAUCACUGAAUAUAAUGCAGUAUUUCCUAUAUUUUAUGGUGCUUUGGCCUUCUUAAAGCUUCACAUCUUUAAAGGAAUAGUUCACCCAGAAAUGGUCCCCAUUGACUUAACCAUAGUACAUUUUUAUUCCUACAAUAGAAAGUCAAUGGGAACCAUUUUUGGAUGAACCAUUUCUUUGAGAAGGACAUGGCCCCCAUCCACUUUGAGUGUAUGGUAACAAAAAUAUCUUAUGAAAAGUCAUACGUUUGAAAUAACAUUCAGAUUUUUUGUCUUAAAUUUUCAGUGAACUAUUCCUUUUAUAACGUAUAUUUUGCUUCUCACACAACAUUUUACUGUGCGAAUACAGUACACAUUACACAGAAUAUUUAAAUGGUCAUGUGCAUUACAGUAUUUAUAGUAUUUUAGUGUGCCGUGUUUUUAUUACUCAAAUCAAGCAUUAUACAUUGUAUAUUUAUCUGUUUGUUUUACAAAUCAAUGCAUUUUUUUGCAGGGAUGCAUUCUUUACUGUUAAUAAUUAAAAGAAAAAAAUGUACUGGUAAUUUUUUUGCCAGGACACAUUCAUUUUAUGAACAUUUCAGUUAACACAAUGCAAUGCGUUGCAAAAUACAAGUAAAAAAUCUGUACAUUGUGCCCUAUAGAUUUUCUACAGCGUUAUUUUUCAUCUCUGUUAGUCCUAAAACCCAGAGCCCAACACCCAGACAAAUAAACAAGUGUUGUUGAAUAGUGGGACAGUUGCCAUAGCGACUGCUCACUUUAAUUGACUCAUGCCUAGGGUAUGAAAUAACACAAUUAGUGAGAGUUAUUGUUAUUUGACUGGAAAAGGCGCAGUGCAAAGUGCAGAAGUCCAAACAUAGCGAUUUUAAAAUUGAUUAAUUAACCACCAGUUGUAAAUGCAACAAACAAAAUAUAUGAUGCUGAAUGUGCAAAAUAUUAUGAAUUGAAUUUAUAUGGUUUCUUACAUUUCUGAGGUCUUAAAUUAUUUUGAAUCUUUGUUUAAUAUGAAUAGAUACUAGCUGGUCUCUGCUGUGAAUGUAUUUGAGGGUUUUUUAUGUAUACAAAGUGAAUUGUACAUUUGUGUGCUGUUUAAAAACCAUCAGUGUAAUUCAGUCCAAAGGCGUAGAUUUAGUACAGCCAGACGUAUGUUGCUCAGCAGACUUACACAAUGAAUUGUAACCUGUCACACCUCUGUACAUGUCAGAGGCAGCGUCUAAUAAAUUCUGCUUUUUGAA